GCGAUAGAGAAUAUGACGAAGAUGAAGGUGAGUGUGGUAGUGGCGAGCGGCGACAAAACGUUGGAGGUGGGGCAGCCCAUUGCGAUGAACGGCGGAGCAAAUGGAGUGUGACAGAGUUGCGGCGAGUGGUGGGGUGGAAUAUGGCGGUCAGGGUGGUUCGGAAAUGGAAAACGGCGAAUUGAAAGACAAAGGAGGAGAUGUCGGUGUUUCCGCGGGGCUGACUUCCAAGAGGGGGGCAAAACGCACAGCGGAAGAGUCGCCGACGCCAGCUGCGCCUAAGAAGCAGGCUCGAAGGAAAGUUGUGGACGAAGUUCGGGUCGCCUUGGAUGCAUCUCAAGAAACGCUUGGUGAACCCGAUGUGAAGCGCAAAUCAAGUGCUCGGAUUCGCAAAACGUCACAACCCAAGAAUCUCGUGCGGCCGUCAAGGCGCCAAAAAUCAGACGACUUCAGCCACGACGCUGAAGGGGUGGCCCCUCGCUUGCUCUCCCUCCCUGACGAUGUUGAACAGGAGACGAAGAAACCCAGUGCGGUCAACAUGACGCAAUGCUACUUCCUCGAGUACGAUGAGGAAAGCAAAAAGAGAAGAGACCCCCCGAGAAUGGUAAUUGACGUUAUGCAAAUCCUUCGAAUUCCGGAGGAAGGUAUCGCCUUCAAUCAGCGAUCGCUGAACAUGGCUACCCUUGCAGGCCUCGUACGGCUAUCGAGUCGUCGACUGGGCCAAGGGACCGAGGAUGAUCCUGCUCCGUGGGAACCGCGGCCAGAGUUGGUGUUGGCUCCGAUUACGCCAUGGAAGGAUGAUCCGGACAGGCAAGGGAUACGAAUCCUUCCAAAGGACUUCGAUCCCGAUAGGGCAGACGAGUACUUCUAUUACCCGGUUGCCGGUCAGCAUACUUCCGAAGCCAUGAAAAGAGCAGUGGCGAGGAAUUCCGCAGCAGUGGACGUGUUCGGCUUUCGAAAUUAUGAUCGUGGGAAGAAGGAGGUGUUCCACUGCAUUCCGGCUAAGGACGGGGGACCAAACGUAACGGUGUCCUUCAAAGAUCUCGUUCCGUCAAACUUCAAAUGUUUUGAGGAUAUGACAGCACGAGAAAAGGAAACCGCUUUGCGUUUGAUGAUCAAUAAGAAAGUCAUCGCCACAACUAAACUGGUUCCUCCUGGGAAGAUGAACAUGACGAACUUCCUCGACAUCAUAAUGCGCGAGAGAUACAUGACGCGUCUGUUCAACUACAUCGUCUUCAAAUCGGAGAACAGAGAGGCGAAUGAGUGGAAGGAGGGGUUCUUCUUCGACUAUGAUAAAAUGGAGCAAAGGUUUGGCAUAAAUGCAGGCGAAUGGGAUGAGGAAAGGGAUAGGAUCCCUUUGGAAUAUGUCUGGAGGGUUCUGAAAAGACUCGGCGGAGAGCAAGAACAAAAAGAUCUGAAAGAAGCUGGUCUAAAGGCCACGGAGGCGUUGUACAGGGACGCGCCAUUCCAUUUCAAGUACUUUGUGUACCACGCCAUAGGGAAAGUGGACUUGCUGACAGCCGAGUUGCGACGGUUGAAGAACGUUGCGCUAUAUCUGUGUUGGGAGAAGAAAGGACGACGGUCGACAUUAUUGCCGGUUAACAUGCACCCGAAGGAGUUGCUGCCCGCGGUCGACGAAAUUGUGACAGCAUCCAUGAACUUGAAUUGCAAGGCCGCCAUCCUCGAUCUCGCAAACCCGAAGGACUGCCUUGCAUGGUCGCCGACCGAUUUCGAUGCUCUGCACAUAAUGAUGUCGAAAUUGUGCGGCAAUAAAUGGAUAUUGAUUGUUUUUGCCCCACAAAAACAACAAAAGAUCGCCAUACGACAGCUUUACAACUGGGACGUUGUAGAGGUGAUAACUAGAAUUUGGAAGCGUUAUCUCGGGGUCCGGACUGUUGUCAGCAAAUACGGAAACUGGCAAGUCGAUUACAAGGAUACGAUGGUGAUCGUCCUGCAUGCCGAGGGCGGCGACCUCAAGAAGGUCACGAGGGUCCCUAAGUCGGAGGCGGAGCUAGUGGAGCUUAACGUUGAGGAAGACAAGUUCAAGAGGUGCACAGCAAAGCAUGGCGGCGACGAAGGAAACGAACGAGAGGAAUAUGGGCGGUGGGAACGACAUCCGACACGGUUGCAGAAGUUAUAUAGUUCGUUUCUGCACGAGGAUCAGGGGUUGAUUCUUAUCGGAAAGCCACAUGUUGGACUUGUGUGGGAGCUUCUACGCGCAGGCUAUCAUGUUUUUGCAUACGACGCGUCAUCCAAAGACAUCUCGUACUUGACGAAGGCAAUCGACAUUCUUGGGAAGGACACGAGAAACGAUUGCACGGUUGAGAGGCAGAAGACUGCGCAUCGUCCGGACAGAGAUAUGUACCACAAGUUGGGCAAGAAGAGAAACAAGAUGUGGGACUAUUUGUUCCAAGGCCAACCCAAGUCGCCAUUCGAGCAUGACUACAUAGUUCGCAAAGCGAUGGCACAGGAAGCAUAUGGUGGUUACCACAAAGCGCAGGUGGGUGUGUUUGCGAUGUUUGUGGCGCGAUGCGAGCAACUGAAGUUCACGACAAAUCGGACAAUGCUGACAUACGAUGAUUACAGUAAUCUCGCCAAGACAACAGAUGCAUGGUGUCCGAUCGAGAGCGACGAGGAGACUGAAACCUCAGACCUCGAUAUCGAAGAGCGAGUGAAACGUUCGCGAGAUGGAAUGCAAAGUGUGCCUACAUGCAGCGUGCAGAACGAAAAUCCAGAACAAGGUCCCACGAACUCGGGAGGUACGGGCAGUCCUGCGCGUGAUGUGACGGACAGGGCGAGUUCCAUUGACCCGAUGCAAACUGAUUCGCCGACGCCCCUCCUGGCACUUCAGAAUGUAUUGAUUCAUGACAAUCGUCUCGGAUUGUAAGGAAGGCCUCCAUAUGGAGGAAACGCGGACCACGACAUGCAGACAGACGCUGACGAAGAUGACUUGGUUGUUCCAGAUCCAUCCCCGAAGCUAAUGCCUGGUGAUGAUAUACCCGAUUGCAUUGUGCAGGACAGU
Messenger RNA from Chara braunii, 3019 nucleotides. The record is from the annotation of a GenBank genome assembly. Lineage: Eukaryota; Viridiplantae; Streptophyta; Charophyceae; Charales; Characeae.